Messenger RNA from Tupaia belangeri chinensis (Chinese tree shrew), 4654 nucleotides. RefSeq names its product ELKS/RAB6-interacting/CAST family member 1 (gene ERC1). The transcript has 19 exons. The record is from RefSeq and is a predicted model, not a curated record. Gene Ontology annotation, cellular component: cytoskeleton of presynaptic active zone. NCBI's taxonomy places the organism in Eukaryota, Metazoa, Chordata, Mammalia, Scandentia, Tupaiidae. Gene Ontology annotation, biological process: regulation of synaptic plasticity; neuromuscular synaptic transmission; maintenance of presynaptic active zone structure. The coding region runs from base 143 to 3505 and encodes 1120 amino acids. Gene Ontology annotation, molecular function: structural constituent of presynaptic active zone.
GGCCUAAGAUAUUUCUCCAAGAUUGAACACAAGGACCUGUUACUUCUGAUUAGCCUUAAGCUGACUUAUAGCCAUCGACAGACCUCACGGAGUUCCAUUUUUUUUCUGCUUUAUACCGUUUCCUGGCACCGAAGUUGCAACCAUGUAUGGCAGUGCUCGCUCAGUUGGGAAGGUGGAACCUAGCAACCAGAGCCCUGGGCGUUCACCUCGGCUUCCACGGUCCCCUCGCUUGGGCCAUCGUCGAACCAAUAGCACAGGAGGGAGCUCUGGAAGCAGUGUUGGAGGUGGUGGUGGAAAAACCCUCUCAAUGGAGAAUAUACAGUCCUUAAAUGCUGCCUAUGCCACGUCUGGCCCUAUGUACCUAAGUGACCAUGAAAAUGUGGGUUCUGAAACACCAAAAAGCACCAUGACGCUUGGCCGCUCUGGGGGACGUCUGCCUUACGGUGUAAGGAUGACUGCCAUGGGCAGUAGCCCCAACAUAGCCAGCAGUGGGGUUGCCAGUGACACCAUAGCAUUUGGGGAGCAUCACCUUCCUCCCGUGAGCAUGGCAUCGACUGUACCUCACUCUCUCCGUCAGGCAAGAGAUAACACAAUCAUGGACCUGCAGACGCAGCUGAAGGAGGUGUUAAGGGAGAACGACCUCUUGCGGAAGGAUGUGGAAGUAAAGGAGAGCAAACUGAGCUCGUCAAUGAAUAGCAUCAAGACCUUCUGGAGCCCCGAGCUGAAGAAAGAACGAGCCCUGAGGAAGGACGAAGCUUCCAAGAUCACCGUCUGGAAGGAACAGUAUAGAGUUGUGCAGGAGGAAAACCAGCACAUGCAGAUGACGAUCCAGGCUCUCCAGGAUGAACUGCGGAUCCAGAGGGACCUGAACCAGCUGUUCCAGCAGGACAGCAGCAGUAGGCCUGGGGACCCCUGCGUGGCAGAGCUGACGGAGGAGAACUUCCAGAGGCUGCACGCCGAGCACGAGCGGCAGGCCAAGGAGCUGUUUCUGCUCCGGAAGACUCUGGAGGAGAUGGAACUGCGCAUCGAGACCCAGAAGCAAACCCUGAAUGCUCGGGAUGAAUCCAUCAAGAAGCUUCUGGAGAUGCUGCAGAGCAAAGGACUCUCUGCCAAGGCUACUGAGGAAGACCAUGAGAGAACGAGGCGGCUGGCAGAGGCAGAGAUGCACGUCCACCACCUAGAAAGCCUUUUGGAACAGAAGGAAAAGGAGAACAAUAUGUUGAGAGAGGAGAUGCAUCGGAGAUUCGAGAAUGCCCCUGAUUCUGCCAAAACCAAAGCUUUGCAGACUGUUAUUGAGAUGAAGGAUUCAAAAAUUUCCUCUAUGGAGCGUGGUCUGCGAGACCUGGAAGAGGAAAUUCAGAUGCUGAAAUCCAACGGGGCUUUGAGCACUGAAGAACGGGAGGAGGAAAUGAAGCAAAUGGAGGUGUACCGAAGCCAUUCUAAGUUUAUGAAAAACAAGGUAGAGCAACUGAAGGAGGAGCUAAGUUCCAAAGAGGCUCAAGGGGAGGAGCUGAAAAAGAGAGCGGCUGGUCUUCAGGCUGAGAUUGGUCAGGUGAAGCAGGAGCUGUCCAGAAAGGACACAGAGCUGCUGGCCCUGCAGACAAAGCUGGAGACACUCACGAACCAGUUCUCAGACAGUAAGCAGCACAUCGAAGUGCUGAAGGAGUCCCUGACCGCAAAGGAGCAGAGGGCUGCCAUCCUGCAGACCGAGGUGGAUGCUCUCCGAUUGCGUUUGGAAGAGAAGGAAACCAUGCUGAAUAAAAAGACAAAACAGAUUCAGGAUAUGGCUGAGGAGAAGGGGACACAGGCCGGAGAGAUCCAUGACCUCAAGGACAUGCUGGAUGUCAAGGAGAGGAAGGUCAAUGUUCUUCAGAAGAAGAUCGAAAACCUUCAAGAACAGCUACGAGAUAAGGAGAAGCAGAUGAGCAGCUUGAAGGAGCGCGUGAAGUCCCUGCAGGCUGACACCACCAACACUGACACGGCCUUGACCACGCUGGAGGAGGCGCUUGCAGAGAAGGAGCGGACAAUCGAGCGCUUAAAGGAGCAGCGGGACAGAGAUGAACGAGAGAAGCAAGAGGAAAUUGAUAACUACAAAAAAGAUCUUAAAGACCUGAAAGAAAAAGUCAGCCUAUUGCAAGGCGACCUCUCUGAGAAAGAGGCUUCACUCUUGGAUUUGAAAGAACACGCUUCUUCUCUGGCUUCCUCAGGCUUGAAAAAAGACUCGAGGCUUAAGACCCUAGAAAUUGCUUUGGAGCAGAAGAAGGAAGAGUGUCUAAAGAUGGAAUCUCAAUUGAAAAAGGCACAUGAGGCAACAUUGGAAGCCAGAGCCAGUCCAGAGAUGAGUGACCGGAUCCAGCAGUUGGAGAGGGAGACCAGCAGGUACAAAGAGGAGUCCAGCAAAGCCCAAGCAGAGGUUGACCGCCUCCUGGAAAUCCUGAAGGAGGUGGAGAAUGAGAAGAAUGACAAAGACAGGAAGAUAGCUGAGCUGGAGAGUCUCACCUCAAGGCAAGUGAAGGACCAGAAUAAGAAGGUAGCCAACCUGAAGCACAAGGAACAAGUGGAAAAAAAGAAGAGCGCACAGAUGCUGGAGGAGGCUCGGCGGAGGGAGGACAACCUCAACGACAGCUCCCAGCAGCUGCAGGACAGUCUCCGUAAGAAGGAUGACAGGAUCGAAGAGCUGGAAGAAGCACUCAGAGAGAGUGUGCAGAUAACUGCAGAGCGGGAGAUGGUGCUAGCACAAGAAGAGUCAGCCAGGACCAGUGCUGAGAAACAGGUGGAGGAGUUGCUGAUGGCCAUGGAGAAGGUAAAGCAGGAACUGGAGUCCAUGAAGGCCAAGCUGUCCUCCACGCAGCAGUCCCUGGCAGAGAAGGAAACCCACUUGACCAAUCUUCGGGCAGAGAGAAGGAAACACUUAGAGGAAGUGCUGGAGAUGAAGCAAGAAGCUCUUCUAGCUGCCAUUAGUGAGAAAGAUGCCAAUAUAGCCCUCCUGGAGCUUUCGUCCUCUAAGAAGAAGACCCAGGAGGAGGUCGCUGCAUUAAAGCGCGAGAAGGACCGGCUGGUGCAGCAGCUCAAGCAGCAGACACAAAAUCGAAUGAAGCUAAUGGCCGAUAACUAUGAGGAUGACCACUUCAAAUCCUCUCAUUCCAAUCAAACGAAUCAUAAACCCUCCCCAGACCAGAUCAUCCAGCCCCUCUUAGAACUUGACCAAAACAGAAGCAAAUUGAAGUUGUAUAUUGGACACCUGACAGCCCUGUGUCAUGACCGAGACCCCCGGAUUCUUCGCGGGCUCACCCCACCAGCUUCCUACAACCUGGGUGAUGGCCAGACAGCUUGGGAGGAUGAGCUGCAGAAGAUGACCCGGGAACAGCUUCAGAAGGAGUUAGAGAAGGGUGAGCAGGACAAUGCGGAGCUGCAGGAGUUUGCCAACGCCAUCCUUCAGCAGAUCGCAGACCACUGCCCCGACAUCCUUGAGCAGGUGGUCAACGCGCUGGAGGAGUCCUCCUGACCCCGUUCCCGGGUGGCCGGGCGCCCCGCGAGGACAGCGCGUGCCUUCACUGUUCUCCCUCCGCCUUCCCCGCCUUCCGCUAUGGGCCUUCUCUCGCUCAUUUACUCGAGUCUGGGCUGGGUAACGGGAUGGCCAAGCCCCAGUGAAGAACGGCCAUGCGGGCCUCCACAGUGGGCUGCGUGGGGGCUGCACCGCCCUGACCAGGGCGUGGGGUCCAGACCUGGAGUCUCCGUGCAGGUCAGCAGCUUGCGGGAAUGCUGCGUGGUGGCCUGAUGGCCCAGUGUGAUGUCAGUGUCCUGAUAUCACAGCAGGGUGCUUUCCCUGAGAAGGGCGAGGACAUCUCAGAAAAAGUAUUAAAAAAAGAAAGAGCGGGGGUCAGGGUGGGAAGAGUGUAGGACAGCUCUCCACUUCACCGUCUCUUGGAUCGCUCUGUCCAGGGGAGCCGCAACCGGCCUGGUGACCCCACUCAGAGGACUUACCCCGGCCUGGCCCGGCCUGCUCCAGCCCUCUGCCAGUUCACAGAGGGACAGUCCUCGUCUCCUGCUCAGGGCCUUUGGCCAUGUCGUACUCUGGUCAGAUGUCAGUAGGGUAAGAUGUGUGACAGGCAGCACCGUGGUCACCACCUGCAGCUUUGUGCCCGUGGACGAUGACCGUCCUUGGGGCCCAGCUGGUCUCCGUGAACAUCUCCCAGAAUGCCGCCUGCCUUCCCAGCACCCACAUCCCAAGCUCUUGCCACCCCGCGGUCACCUCCCACCCAGCUCUGUGCCCAGCUGGCCCUCGGAGUGCAGUGGCCGCCUGCCUGCCUCCUCCUGGCACACGGGGACGUUUCCUCUCCCACACGCGGUCCUUCCUCGUGCUCAGAGAACAGCCGUCAGAGGCCUCUGCGUGCACACCCUGCACACGGCCCUCGUCCUCUCCUCCGUGGUGGAUUCUGAGACGCACCAGGGUGAGUCGGGUGUGAGCAGACCUUCCUCCCUGCUUAACCACAGCAUCGCUUUUAGUCUUCCGGAUGGCCGUUUCCCGUUGUACCGGGAUCCGCGUUCAGGGCCGAGUUGGCCGCGGGAUCCCACUCACAGUGCAGGAUGCUCGUGUUUGCCGUCGCUGCCGGCAGCCAGCUGCGAAGGUCAGCGGGGUAGCCCCUCUCCCCGA